Molecule: messenger RNA, 4934 nt
Organism: Budorcas taxicolor (takin)
Lineage: Eukaryota; Metazoa; Chordata; Mammalia; Artiodactyla; Bovidae
Gene: MFN2
Product: mitofusin 2
Exons: 21
Coding region: 570-2843 (757 amino acids)
Biological process (GO): mitochondrial fusion; mitochondrion localization
Cellular component (GO): mitochondrial outer membrane
Molecular function (GO): GTP binding; GTPase activity
Source: RefSeq, a predicted model, not a curated record
GGUUAGUAGGGUGGAACUCACUGAGCUCGGAGUCCACCGACUCACGGGGACCAGAACGGCGAACCUGCGACGGCUAGUGACGCGCUCGUCCUCCCUCCUCCUUUCGCCUCUGCUGGGAGUGGCGCUCGUUGGUGACGUCUGGGGUAUGAUGGCCGCUGGGAGUCUAGGAAGGUGAAGUAACUCGGAAUUGGCGGAGUCGUUCAGUAGCCAUCUUCAACCUGAGACAGGAGGGAGGAGAACUCAAAUUCUUUUCCUCUUUUUGACCCAGCCCGUGUUCAUGAUGCCUACCCUGUGAAAGUCUCUCACCAUCGGAAAACUUUUCCUCUGUUCCAGUUGUACCAGCAGACGAUCUGUGGAUCCAUUUUAUUUUCCCUGCUAGGAGUCGCUGUGCAUGAAACUGGAAUCUCAUCUGCAGCGCCAGCUACCUUGUGAGACCCUGUUCUCCUUCUGGUGACUUUCCUCUUCUGCUUACGUGUAUCCCCUGUGUCUCUAAGAGUCUUUCCUGCUGGGCCACAGGAAGCGUGAUAGCAGUGUACUCUCCUUUUCUGCUUUGGAGGAGCCAGAGCGCGAUGUCCCUGCUCUUCUCUCGAUGCAACCCCAUUGUCACAGUCAAGAAGGAUAAGAGACACAUGGCUGAAGUGAAUGCUUCCCCACUCAAGCACUUUGUCACCGCCAAGAAGAAGAUCAAUGGCAUUUUCGAGCAGCUGGGGGCCUACAUCCAGGAGAGCACCACCUUCCUGGAAGAAACCUACAGGAAUGCAGAACUGGACCCAGUUACAACAGAAGAACAGGUUCUGGACGUCAAAGGUUACCUGUCCAAAGUGAGGGGCAUCAGUGAGGUGCUGGCCCGGCGGCACAUGAAGGUGGCUUUUUUCGGCCGGACGAGCAAUGGGAAGAGCACCGUGAUCAAUGCCAUGCUCUGGGACAAAGUGCUGCCCUCCGGGAUCGGCCACACCACCAACUGCUUCCUGCGGGUGGAGGGCACAGAUGGCCACGAGGCCUUCCUCCUCACGGAGGGCUCAGAGGAGAAGAGGAGUGUCAAGACGGUGAACCAGCUGGCACAUGCCCUUCACCAGGAUGAACAGCUGCAUGCCGGCAGCCUGGUGAGUGUGAUGUGGCCCAACUCCAAGUGCCCGCUUCUCAAGGAUGACCUGGUGCUGAUGGACAGCCCUGGCAUCGACGUCACCACAGAACUGGACAGCUGGAUUGACAAGUUUUGCCUGGACGCCGACGUGUUCGUGCUGGUGGCCAACUCAGAGUCCACCCUGAUGCAGACGGAAAAGCAAUUCUUCCACAAGGUGAGCGAGCGCCUGUCCCGCCCAAACAUAUUCAUCCUGAACAACCGCUGGGACGCAUCUGCCUCGGAGCCUGAGUACAUGGAGGAGGUGCGGCGACAGCACAUGGAGCGCUGCACCAGCUUCCUGGUGGACGAGCUGGGUGUGGUGGAUCGGGGCCAGGCUGGAGACCGCAUCUUCUUCGUGUCCGCCAAGGAGGUGCUCAACGCCAGGAUCCAGAAGGCCCAGGGCAUGCCCGAAGGAGGGGGCGCUCUUGCAGAAGGCUUUCAAGUGAGGAUGUUUGAGUUUCAGAAUUUUGAGAGGAGAUUUGAGGAGUGCAUCUCCCAGUCGGCCGUGAAGACCAAGUUUGAGCAGCACACGGUCCGGGCCAAGCAGAUCGCGGAGGCCGUCCGCCUCAUCAUGGACUCUCUGCACAUCGCAGCGCAGGAGCAGCGGGUCUACUGCCUGGAAACGCGUGAAGAGCGGCAGGAGCGGCUGAGGUUUAUUGACAAGCAGCUGGAGCUCUUGGCGCAAGACUACAAACUGAGAAUUAAGCAGAUUACAGAGGAAGUCGAGAGGCAGGUGUCGACUGCAAUGGCCGAGGAGAUCCGGCGCCUCUCUGUGUUGGUGGACGAGUAUCAGAUGGACUUCCACCCUUCCCCCGUGGUCCUCAAGGUUUACAAGAAUGAACUGCACCGCCACAUAGAGGAAGGACUGGGCCGAAACAUGUCAGACCGCUGCUCCACGGCCAUCACCAGCUCCCUGCAAACCAUGCAGCAGGAAAUGAUGGACGGCUUGAAACCCCUCCUUCCUGCGUCUGUGCGGAAUCAAAUGGACAUGCUGGUCCCUCGGCAGUGUUUCUCCCUCAGCUACGACCUCAACUGUGACAAGCUGUGUGCCGACUUUCAGGAGGACAUCGAAUUUCACUUUUCCCUUGGGUGGACUAUGCUGGUGAACCGGUUCCUGGGCCCCAAGAACAGCCGCCGGGCCUUGAUGGGCUACAGCGACCAGGUGCAGCGGCCUAUGCCCCUGACCCCGGCCAACCCCAGCAUGCCCCCACUGCCCCAGGGCUCCCUCACGCAAGAGGAGCUCAUGGUUUCCAUGGUCACUGGCCUGGCCUCUCUGACGUCCAGGACCUCCAUGGGCAUUCUCGUUGUUGGAGGAGUGGUGUGGAAGGCCGUGGGCUGGCGACUCAUUGCCCUCUCCCUUGGCCUCUAUGGCCUCCUGUACGUCUACGAGCGUCUGACCUGGACCACCAAGGCCAAAGAGAGGGCCUUCAAGCGCCAGUUUGUGGAGUACGCCAGCGAGAAGCUGCAGCUCAUCAUCAGCUAUACCGGCUCCAACUGCAGCCACCAGGUCCAGCAGGAACUGUCUGGGACUUUUGCUCAUUUGUGUCAGCAAGUUGACGUCACCCGGGAGAACCUGGAGCAGGAAAUCGCCGCCAUGAACCAGAAAAUCGAGGUUCUUGAUUCACUUCAGAGCAAAGCCAAACUGCUCAGGAAUAAAGCCGGCUGGUUGGACAGCGAACUCAACAUGUUCACCCACCAGUACCUGCAGCCCAGCAGAUAGUGGGCACCCGGAGCCGGAGCCCCUGUGGGGAGGACAGUGCUGCAAGCACGGGGGGCCUCCCACCACCAGGCCUGCGUGCAGCUCCUGUCCACUGCCGCCACCAUGAGAACAAAAGCACCCACUGUCUCCUACCAUCUUGAACCCCGAAGCGCUAGUUAUUUUCCCCUCGUUUGCCUGCUAUUGCAGGAAGACCUUCCAACUUGUGCCCCUAAAGGAGACUUUUUUUUUUUAAAUGAGUCUGGACAGCACGGUACUGGGGAGUUCGGUCUUGUCUUUGCUUUGUCAUGCUCUCGUGAUUGAGAAGCUGCUGAUUGAUUGCUUGAUGAGCUCUUGGGAUUGGCCAGUGUUGCAGAAGGCCUCGUUGGGCCUUUAAGGGUAUCAGGCAGAUACCGCCCCCUCCUCUGGCCAACGCUUGACACUGACCCCCGCACACUUGCCUCCCAUGUACCCCAGCUCCCGCACACCUGCCCUCCUCGCACCCCAGCUCCCCUGCAGAGAAAGGCUGCCUUUGUGGGGAGGCUGCAUUUUCUUCCCAGUUUGCACUGGGAAUGAUUCCAAGAGUCCCAGGAGGCUGUGGCUUUUGUGUCAGUGUGGUUCUUUGGCUUUCGUGCUUCGGUCUGUUUGCAGAGCCUUCCAGACCAGCCUUUCCGCAUUGGCAGUGGGCUGAGUGUGGCCUGGGUUUUAGGCGGAGGCAGGCUUUCUGCCAUGAGGGGCAGGAAGAUAGCGCAGAGGCAGCUGGAGCGCGUGGCUGGGAGGGAGGUGGUGUGUGGAAGCUGUGUCCUUCUGUCUGUGCUGUCUUAGGCAGCCAGUGCCAUGUUGGGGAGAGACUUGCCUCCCUUCUCGUUGUGUCCCUUGUUCUCCUUUCGGUCCUUAGCCUCGUAGUCUGGCUUCUUAUUGUUGAAAGGUGGUUUGGUCCAGAUCGUUAAAGGAUGUGGUAGAAGGAAAGAUGGUGGAUGAUGGGGACCUUGGUGGCAGGCUGAGGGAGUGGACCCCACCCAGGAUGGCUGAAGGAUCAGUAGUUGGCACAAAACAGGGCCUUCUGUUUGACCUCACUCUGGGAGGGGCUCAUGGGGUCUGAGAGCCCACCCUACCAGCUUGAGGUUCCACAAGAAACAUGUUCCCACUCCUCACCCCUCCCUGGCUCAAACUGCCCUUGGCCACCAGACCCCUGGGUGAAGUCUCUUGAGGCAGCCAUGCUGCACAUGGUCAGCAGGCAGCGCAGGGAGCCCAGCACCCAGCCUCCCACCCUUCCUGACCCUGGAGCCUCCAGAUGACACACGGGGCCUCACGCUGAUCUUGAGAAAUGUUUCCUGUAUUGAGUGUGGGGAUUGUUACUGGUCACAGUGGGGGCAGGUUCCUGUCUCCAUGAUGUUAACCGUCUGGGGCAGGCAGCCUUCAGGUGACAGCCUUUGCCGGGCAGGUCAGAGAGCUUCCUAGAAGCCAGCAGUACUGCUCUCCCAGAAAGAGGCAAGCUCAGGCAGAGCAGUGGGGCCUGUCCUGCCCUUCUGAGUCCGCCUCUGACUUCAGGGAAAUGGCUCAGUGGCCUCUGCUCGCUGGUGGGUAUCAUGCAGUUGGCGUGCUCUCCAGGUGCCCACUGGUCCUUCAAACCCUCAGUCUACUCUGGUGUGUGGAACAAAGUGAUAGACUUAGCCAAGGUUGUUGUGCAGCAGAGGAUGGCCAAGCUUUUUGCCAGACCCGGGUGGUGGUCACCUCACAGUAUGUCCGGAGAAAUCAGCAUUGCACAAUUUCAGUGAAUUUUGUGCUUUGGGGUGGGGGGGGAGUUAUUUAAAAUAACUAAACAUGAAUUUUUUUUUAAUGUAUCCCCUGGGAUUUUGAGCUUCUUAUACGACAAAUAAAAUUGAGUUUAUACCACUGAGGGCGAGACUCUGAAAGAAUUGUGGCAAAAAGCACUUUAAUUUAAUGCUGCUAACUUUGUUCUGUUCUCUGUCUAUGUUCAUUUGCUGGAGUGCGAGACGUGCUUGACACAGUGAGUUUUUUCUCUGAUGUAUUUAAGGUGAUAAAUUUGCCUGAAUUACUCCUGUAUCAGUGCUGAUAAUAUUGGACACUAAAAUAAAACCUAGUUGGAAACGC